GCAGCUCACUACUGAAGAAAUUAUGGAAUAUCUCGAGAAAUUUGUACCGGCUUUUAUCAAAAACAUUCCAACACAUAUGGAUUUUGAUGGACAGAAAAGGGCAGAAAAAUGGUUCCAAAUCAUUAUAAUGGUGUUUGGGGUGGUCGGCUUUAUUUGGGGAUACAUCUGCCAGCAGUUUUCACAGACCAUGUAUAUUCUCAUAGCCGGCUUUGUUAUCUCCUGUUUUCUGACAUUACCACCUUGGCCGAUGUUCAGAAGAAAACCUCUAAAGUGGCUAAAAGUGAAACAAGAAACAGAGUCAGAAUCAACAAAUAAUGCCCCAACAAGUUCAGGACCAACACAUAAACAAAGAAGAAGAUAGACUUGUUUUGUUUCAGUUUAUUUUGCAUAACAGUUUAUAAGUAUGCAGUCAAAUUUUUUUUUUUUUUAAAUCUUAAUUAUUCAUUUGAUAAUGUUUCAUUAACAACUUUGCAUUGUGACAGAGAAUUCAACAGAUGCAGAAAAUUCUGCAUGUUAAGAUUAAUUUGAGAAAUGUGUCCAUUGGAUGAUUUUUGUUUGAAUAUGUAAAAAGUAUUUCAUUUACUAUUUCUACAAAUCAUGAAGAUAGGGCCAAAAUGUUUUUCGUAAUUCAGGAUACAGGUGACCAAUCAAUUGAAAAACCUCACAAUGAUUUGAUAUUUUUUUGUUCCUGAACACAUAAUAUUUUACAUAUAGCUGUGCUUACAUCAGUAAUAAAUAAAUUUUAAAUUAACGCAUAUGUGACAAUGCUACAUUUUCUCGUAUUAGAACAUUUGUUCUGAACAUAGAAUUACCUCAAAAGGCAAAAACUCAUUACUACAAAAACGAAAGAGUAUCAUUGAUCUCAAUAGCCAAUUAUUGAUUGAUAUAAGUAUGAAUGAGGUUAUUUGACAUUUAGCUUCAAAAGUCCUGCCUCUGUAUACAAUACAUUAACGAGAGAAGAUACUCCAAUGUACAUGUGGACUACCAGACAAACAUAGGACCACAACAAAAUAUCAGUGAAGCAAUCAAUAUUUACUAUAUUGUUCUUAUUCCUAUUUGAAUUGAUUUGUGUAUGAGACACUGACAGCAUAGAGAGGAAAUGGAACAAUGCAGAAAUAAAAGCAAAAAGAUGGGAAGGGUUGUAUUUUACUUAACAUUUGUGAUUGGCUCUGAUUGUUGGAAAAUAACAUUACCAUAUUCGUCACUUGUCUUCAGGUAUUUUAAAUUGUAAUUAAAAAGAGUUGGACAAUUUCUUUAUUUAGUUUGGAGUUUCAUAUAAUUAUAUUUGCCUUAAGUAAGAAAUACCUGUCUAUAAAGGCCAUCACUUUUUUUGUCCCAGUGUAAUGAAAGUCAUAGUAAUUGCACCAGAAUAUGAAGGUCCCUGCUUAUAAAGGCCACUCUUCUGCUCCCUUGGGUGUCCAUCGCAGACAGGUUUACAUUUACUUCAGAUUGGUUACACCAACAUUCUGGAUUUGACUUCCUCAGUGUUGAAGAUAUUACAUAUAUUUAUAUUAUAGAAAACUCCUUCAUAAAAACUAAUGAUUUACUGGUGACAAUGUUUGAGUGUGCUGAUUGUUGACUGCGUGAGAUGUAUGUAUGUGAUUAUUAGAGUGUCGGUCCAUUUGCUAUCUAUAAAAUAUGAGUUCAUAUACUAAUUUCAAGGCUAUAGAUAGACAGGAAAUCUUGUAAAUGGCAGUUUGCUGUAGUUUUCACCCAUUAUUUAUAAUCUUCAUAAGUUAAUCAAAAGGUGAACUGAUUGAAAAGUGGAUGUCACUUGACAGCAUGAAAGGCAUGUUUUCAUUUUACAACAUUUUCUCUGUUAACAACUACACAAGAUAUGAUAGGAAUGUUUUCAUCCUACCAAAUUGGACAAAAAUCAAUCAUCUGAGCGAAAACUCAUUCUGUAAACCUGGUCAUUUUGGUGCAUGUUUCAUUACCUCUAGAGAACUUUACCAAAAGGUAAAUCUGUAGAUCAUUGAAUUAUCUAGUCAUGCAGAAGUCAAUAUAGUAGACGUUUUGUCACAUACAAUAAUUGAUCACUAAACGAUUGUAAACAACUUUGAUUAACAUUGAUUAAAUUGUUGGGGUAUAAGAUACAUUUGUAAUAUA
Messenger RNA from Ylistrum balloti, 2109 nucleotides. RefSeq names its product signal peptidase complex subunit 1-like. Gene Ontology annotation, biological process: protein targeting to ER. The record is from RefSeq and is a predicted model, not a curated record. The transcript is spliced from 4 exons. Gene Ontology annotation, cellular component: endoplasmic reticulum membrane; signal peptidase complex. Bases 23 to 361 code for a protein of 112 amino acids. Lineage: Eukaryota; Metazoa; Mollusca; Bivalvia; Pectinida; Pectinidae.